AUGGUGCCCCAGUGGAAAAGCUUCGCUCUUGGCUUAAGCAGUCUGUUGCUCCAGGUGAGCAAAGUCUCCGGCCAGGACGACCCAGGCCCGUUUGACCCAACGACGGCGACUAUCCCGCCCAUGCUUCGAUUCCAAUGUUCGCAGCUCGUCGUCGAGCGUCUCGACCCGCUAGUCAAUCCUGGGCUAGUACCCUCUCCUCAUGUGCACCAGAUCGUCGGUGGCGAUUCCUUCAAUGCCUCCAUGGACCCAACUACACACGACCUUGUUACAAAGUCUGGUUGUACAUCGUGCACCUUCUCCGAAGACUUUUCCAACUACUGGACAGCCGUGCUUUACUUCCGGGCUCGCAAUGGGACAUACAAACGAGUCCCACAAAAGCCGAGCGAGGGCCUAAAGGGUGUUGGGGGUAUCACAGUCUACUACAUCCCGCCUCUGGGGAAGAACAAGACAACUGCUUUCAAACCGGGAUUUCGCAUGCUCGUUGGCGAUGCCGGCCUCAGGGGUCUUCCGAGGGACAGCACAUACGACCCCAAAGUCUGUCAUAGGUGCAUGCCCAAGAGCGGCGACAACAACAACCUGAACUGCGCUCCGCCCGACAGCGUGACUCUACCCACCAAAUUUUGCGCCGGGGGAAUCCGGAGUGUCAUUACCUUUCCAACAUGCUGGGAUGGUGUCAAUCUAGACAGUGCCGAUCACAAGAGCCACAUCGCUUACCCGGUCAAGGACUCGAUUCCGGAUCAAUUUGACUAUGAUGGUGGACAUUGCCCCGAGAGCCACCCCGUCAAGAUACCACAGGUCAUGUACGAGGUCAUGUGGGAUACGACACCGUUCAAUGACCCAGAUCUAUGGCCGGAAGAUAAGUCGCAGCAGCCUUUUGUCUGGAGCACUGGCGAUGAGCACGGCUACUCUCAGCACGGCGAUUACGUCUUCGGGUGGAAGGAUGACGCUCUGCAGCGUGCUAUGGACAACCGGUGCUUCGGCGACGUCUGCAAGAGCCUGGAGACCCAGGACCCCGGCAAAGCGGCCGAGUGCGUCAAGAGCAGAACCGUCACCGAGGACAUUGAUGGCUGGCUUACUCGGAUCCCCGGAAUGGCGGACUGA
This is a messenger RNA of Thyridium curvatum, 1101 nucleotides long. RefSeq lists its product as uncharacterized. NCBI's taxonomy places the organism in Eukaryota, Fungi, Ascomycota, Sordariomycetes, Thyridiales, Thyridiaceae. Bases 1 to 1101 code for a protein of 366 amino acids. The record is from RefSeq and is a predicted model, not a curated record. The transcript has 5 exons.